Messenger RNA from Triticum aestivum (bread wheat), 2587 nucleotides. RefSeq names its product tRNA pseudouridine synthase A. Gene Ontology annotation, molecular function: RNA binding; pseudouridine synthase activity. NCBI's taxonomy places the organism in Eukaryota, Viridiplantae, Streptophyta, Magnoliopsida, Poales, Poaceae. Bases 74 to 1240 code for a protein of 388 amino acids. The record is from RefSeq and is a predicted model, not a curated record. The transcript is spliced from 12 exons. Gene Ontology annotation, biological process: tRNA pseudouridine synthesis.
GGUCUGCUGCAGACGGAAGAACGAAGUCUCCUCCCAAAACCCCUUGCUUGCUAUUCCAUACGCCACAAGAGCCAUGAGCGCCGCCAGCUCGGACUCCGCUGAAAUCGCCACUGCCUCCAAGCGCCCGUUCGAUCCCUCCGUUGCCGACCCGUCACCGCCUUCCAAACUCCAGCGGUUCUCCCAGUCAGACAUCUCGCCGGCGGACGCAGACAGCGGCGGAGAGGCGGGCGCCGAAAGCGAGGCGAUGGCCGGCGCACGGCUCUCCCGGACGCAGCGAUACCUGGUCGCCGUGGAGUACGAUGGCACCCGCUUCUCCGGUUCCCAGCAGCAGCCGAACCAGCGCACCGUCGUAGGCGUCCUCAAGGAGGCAUUUCACAAAUUCAUUGGGCAGCCAGUCUCAAUCUUCUGUUCUAGUCGAACGGAUGCAGGUGUUCAUGCUUUGUCAAAUGUUUGUCAUGUUGAUGUGGAGCGCAUAAGUAAAAGGAAGCCUGGUGAAGUGUUGCCACCUCAUGACCCUGAAGUUGUAAAAUGCGCGGUGAACCAUUUUUUACAUAAGAAUGAAGGUGACAUAAUGGUGACUGAUGUUCGUUGUGUUGCACCAGAUUUCCAUGCUAGAUACAAAGCUCUAGAGCGCACAUAUCACUAUCGUUUACUUUCUGGGCCUGAGCGACCGUCAAUCUUUGAGAAAAACUCGGCUUGGCACAUACCUGAGGAUCUAAAUAUACAAGCUAUGAAGAAAGCAUGCAAUAUACUUGUUGGGCAUCAUGAUUUCAGUUCAUUUCGAGCAUUUGGAUGUCAGGCAAAAUCUCCAGUGAGAACUUUGGAUGAGCUUACUGUUACAGAAGUAUUUCCUGUCAUGUUUUUCCCUUCAAGCUUAGAGCGAUCAGAGAUGGAAUCACCAGAUGGGUCUCUUGUUUAUUCAAGGGCAUCACUCAUGGGAUCUUCUGGAGAAAGAUCUGAUGUUUCUAGUACUACUAGUAGGAAAUUAGUAUGCGAGAAUGGACAAGAGUUUGGAAAGAGAUUAAGGCACCGCUGCUUUGUUGUUACUGCAAGGGCACAGUCUUUCCUUUACCACCAGGUAAGAUUGAUGGUCGGUCUUCUGAAAGCUGUUGGAAUAGGAGAUCUAACAACUGCUGAUGUGGAGAGAAUUCUGGAUGCAAAGACAAUGACUGCUGCACCUCCUAUGGCACCUGCUUACGGGCUUUACCUUGACAACGUGAAAUAUGACCCGAUUGUUUAAAGAGUGAUUUUGAGCUGGAGUUUUGUUAGCUAUUGGAUAUGUAGGAUAAGUUUUUCGAAUCAAUGGAUAAAUGAAGCGUUGAAAGAAGAUGUCACAAAGGAACCUGGCUUGUCAUCUUUUGUUCAGAAUUAUGUGUUUCCCAUAAUAUACUUUUGUGCGAUGCAUUUCUUAUAGUAGCGAGUUUCUGCAUCAAGAGGGUCAGAUAGUUAGCCAAGUAACAUUCUGGAUACCUGAAUGGAGGGUUGAAUGACUAUCCAUAUCGGGAAUAAUUUUUGCGCACUAACAAUUACUCCCUCUGUAAAGAAAUAUAAGAGAGUGAUCUAAACACUCUUAUAUUUCUUUAGAUCACUAACGUUCUUGUAUUUUUUUACGGAGGGAGUAUUUGGCAUUUAUGAGAUUGAUGAUGGUGAGUCCCUUUCUGAGUACUCCCUUCGACUCAGUUUACAAUUCCUGCGCGUAUAUCUAUGUUGUCAAUUUUAUCACCUUAAUAUAAACUAUAUAACACAAAAGUUAUAUGGUUUAAAAAUAGAACAUCUGAAUUUUAUAUUGAUAUAUUUUUUGUAAUAUAUGACUUGUAUUAGGUUGGUCAAAUUGACGACCUAGGGAUACGUGCAUGCCCUGUAAACUGAGAGAGAGGGAGUAUGUAUAUUUGUUUAAUUAAUUGGUCAUUCUCUUUGGACUUUAAUAGUUGGAUCUGAAAUACUUCUCUCAAUGCAUAUCUCUUAUUCAUUACCUUUCUUGGCCACUUUGCUUUAUCCAAUAUAUGCUUAACGAAAACAUGACACGAGCUCGUCAUUUCUUUGCAUCUCAGUAAAGAUUCCCAUGAGACAGUCAAGUUGGCCAUGAGGAGCUAGGCCACGCUUUGGGAAGGCAAUGGUACGGUGUAGAUGAGGCAAAUUUGUCUUGGCGAAUCUGCGGAUGAAAACGCCAUGCACCGAUGCGCAACAAGCUGAGCUGCAGAGUUGCCCCAAUCUCAACCACGGAGCCAGCCAGUGCCUUGACGUCUGUGCGCACCACGCACCCACCAAGUGGCCGGCACCUCAAACAAUCACGUACGACAGAACGCUGCACUCUCUUAUAUCAAAAAAGCCAAAGGAGAUUCAUUUCAAUCAAAAAAGAAAAAGGAGAUUCGGAUUAAAGCAGCGCCAAUCUUCACACGAGAUCGGAGUGGACCCGGACGGUCUCCCAUUGGCGCGUCCCCAGGGCCCCACACCUGGCAAACUACGCUUUCCUUUCAGAAUCACGCACAGUAUAGUAUAUAAGUAAAGUAAGUGAGAUGAAAUUCCCAUGGAAUCCUAUUUUUUAUGUAUGAGAAAGGCAUGGAUGCAAAAGAGAGCUUAAGAAACA